Molecule: messenger RNA, 6421 nt
Organism: Betta splendens (Siamese fighting fish)
Lineage: Eukaryota; Metazoa; Chordata; Actinopteri; Anabantiformes; Osphronemidae
Gene: egf
Product: epidermal growth factor
Exons: 22
Coding region: 543-3932 (1129 amino acids)
Molecular function (GO): calcium ion binding
Source: RefSeq, a predicted model, not a curated record
CGUAGCCGGUUCCCCAUCUCCUCCUUCUCUCAAACACAUCUAACCACAUCAGAAAGGACAGAGGUCAGGGGGUGGAGUGCUGUUAUUAUGUUGGAACUUUUUUUCAGACCAGCCUUGUUUCUUGCAUAUUCUACAUUCUGCCUGAGACUCGGACUGCAGCUUAAAGGUCUUGUUCCAAUGCUGGACUAGCAUGUGCAAAAUCUACCACGGGGACGUCAGGAAUUUCAAUCUUUGCUUCUAAAGCAGCCUGGUAGCCAAAGUGGGGUGUGAGCAGGAUUCUACACAUUCUUUGAAACACUGCACCGGCAAUUUUGCGAGUCUUCCAUCCUUUUAAACCGACCUGACUCUAUCUCUAGCAUGCCAUCUCGGGGGUGUAAGCUCCAUCGUCUGUCUAGGUGAAAGUCUUCAGCAAAAAAUGGUGAUAAUCCAUAAACAGAUGUUGUUUAAGGUAGGAGAAUUCUUCUGUGCCAGAGCUGACAAUGGUGAUGCCUGAAAAAAAGUGAACAAGUGCAGCUCCCCAGAUUGUGACAAGGCACAGGAUUAUGUUGGCUGCAACAAUCACAGCAGCACUGAUCUAUUUCAUGGUGCAAAGCUCUGGAGCCAUGGCCCUUGGGACAACAUGCUGGGAUGAACGGCUGUCACGAGUUGGGAAAAACAAUAGCUGCAUGGCUCCACAGCCCUUCCUGAUAUUCAGCCAUGGUAAAGCCAUUCAUCGCAUGGACCUUGAUGGGAGGAACCAGAGAAGGCUUGUGGGCGGCGUGGGCAGUUCUAUCCUGCUUGACUUUCAUUUCCAAGAGGAGAGAAUUUACUGGGCUGACAAACACACUGGCAUCAUCUACAAAGCAGCAGUGAGAGGAGCACACAGACAGAAACUCUACUCCUCUGACAAACACAUCUCGGGCCUCGCUGUGGACUGGAUUCGGAACCAUGUCUACUGGACAAGUAAAGAAAAGGGAAAAAUCAAAAGGAUUAAUACAAAUGGGAAAAAUGAAACUACUACUAUGAGACACUUGACUCAACCAAGUUCUAUAGCAGUUGACCCCACUAACAGGUUUCUCUUUUGGCUGUCUGGUGGGAUGACUCCAAGCAUCCAGCGAUCUGACAUGGCAGGACACAUGAAGACUACACUUGUAAAAGUAGCAAAGCAGCUGGAAGCCCUGUCCAUUGACCGUAGGGACAAACGACUGUUCUGGGUUCAGUUUGGGCUCCAAGCAGAAAGUUCAGUCGCCUCUUGUGAUUUCAAUGGGAACGUCCUGCACAUCAUUGAUCAGCCUUCUGAGUCUCUGUCACUGGGAAUAUCAGUAUUUCUGGAUCAUUUGUACUACACUGAGGCCACAUCUCGGGUCAUAAAGCAGGUGAACAAGUACACCGGCGGCGAGUCAGUGGAUGUUAACACAAAGCAAAUGGCAAAAAUGCCAGCUGGUAUCAAGGUUGUACACUCCAUCAACCAGCCAAUGGCAGACUCCCCAUCACCAUCUUCAGCUUGUGACGAGCAGAGUGGGAACUGUGGGAAUGUGUGCUCCACUCUAGCCGAACAAGGAAGUUGUCACUGCAGUGAAGGCUUUGCUCUUAGUAAACAAGGCACCUACUGUGAAGAUGUAAAUGAAUGUGCCCACUGGAACCACGGCUGCUCACUUGGCUGCGAAAACAUACCAGGCUCUUAUUUUUGUACGUGCCCUCAAGGUUACGCCCUCCUACCAGAUAGAAAGACUUGUCAAGAGAUAAUAACAUGUGGGGAUAAUAUGACCAAGUGUGGUCAUGGUUGCCUGGAAACAGAUGAGGGUGUUGUCUGUGUGUGUCCUGAGGGAUCUAUACUACAGGAAGAUGGACAGUCUUGUUCUGGUUGCUCGUCAGCAGACAGAGGGGGCUGCAGCCAGAUCUGUACGCCUCUCACCCCUAGUAGGUGGCAGUGUGCUUGUCUGCAUGGCUACCAGCUCCACCAAGAUGGAAAACGCUGCAUUGCUAUGGGACCCCCACCUUAUCUGCUAGUUGCUAAUCUAGUGGAUGUACGAAGAAUUAAUCCUGAUGGAACUGGGGAUAAAGCCCUUGUGGAGGAUCCCAGAGGGACAAUCAUAGCUUUAGACUAUGAUCCAGUCCAAAACAAAGUUUACUUUGCUAGUACAAGCCAGAAGACAAUUGAGCGAGUUGAUUUGAAAGGUGGGUCGAGAGACAUUAUUCUAUCUGAGCAUCUGAACUCUCCAGAAGGACUGACAGUUGACUGGAUCCACCGCAGGAUUUACUGGACUGACAAAAGGCAAUCGAGCAUUGAUUACUGUAGCUUGACUGGACAAAACAGAACAACUCUUUUCAAUAAAGGUCUGGAAAAACCAAGAGGAAUUGCAGUUCAUCCUCUAGUAAAGAAGUUGUUUUGGACAGAUAUGGGUGCCGAGCCUGUGGUGGAAAGUGCUUCUCUGGAUGGGAAGGAUCGUGCUGUCAUAGUUAGUACAAACCUCGUGUCACCCAGUGGUCUAACGAUCGAUUUCACAGAGGACCGUCUGUUCUGGUGCGAUCAGAGAAGAGGCCUGGUAGAGACUGCUGCCCUGGAUGGGUCAGACAGACAGAUCCUAUUAGAGAACCAAGUAGGUCGACCUUUUGACCUGGCAGUCUUUGAAGACAGGCUCUGGAUCUCUGAUCAGGAAAACCAACAGCUGAAGAGCGUGGACAAGCGGACGGGCAGGACACUGCAGCACAUCCAGGACAACAUCUUUCUACCAGCAUCCAUUGUGGUAGUUCAUCCUCUUGCUAAACCCGGGGCAGAUGUUUGCCUUCACCUGAAUGGAGGCUGUGACCAAAUGUGUGAAAGCAAACUGGGAUUCGCCCACUGCUCCUGUCUGUCACACUUCAUCCUAUCAGAUGAUGAGAAAAGCUGUUUGCCUGCUGAUUCUCCAAAUGGAAGAUCAGAACAUGGGCACAGUACGGCGACUGAUUUACCAUCUCUGAAAAACAAAACAUUUAACGAUGAGCGCACGCCACCAACGCCUGAGUUGUCCACGGAAGAAGGGGAGGCUGAUUUACAGUCUGAUGUAGGCAAUGAUGCAACUCUCUUCACAGACAAGAUGAUUUCAGACCAGACUGAGUGUUCCUCAGUUCACUGUGAUGUCAAUGCACAGUGCCUGUUUAAUGGUGGCCAGCCAGCCUGUUUAUGUCGAGAAGGCUUCACAGGCGACGGGCACACGUGUGUGGAGCUGGAGACAACAUCACAAUGGUCCACAACCAAGACUCCUGCUGACGUCACAACACAGCACCAUAAAAUUAACUCUGUAGAGAGUUGUCCUGCCACCCAUCAGUCCUACUGUCUGUACCAAGGCAUCUGCUUCUACUUUCCAGAAAUGGACUCAUAUGCCUGCACAUGUUUACCAGGCUACAUAGGAGAACGCUGCCAGUUCAGUGACCUGGAGUGGUGGGAGCUUCAACAGUCGGAGGAAGAGAAGAGAAGAAAUGUGGUCAUCGCCUCCUGCAUGGUGGCCAUCAUCUCCUUGCUUUCCAUCGCUGCCUGUGUCACCUACUGCUAUGGAACUAGGAGACUCUCUCGCAAACAGCCCUCUGUGGAUAACGUAAGUGAAACCAGUGUGACAGAUGAGAGUAUGGCAGAGACCACAACUACCAGUGUGCCUCGGACUGUAAAUUUGCAGUUCUACAUGCUGGUGGAGAAUGGUGUGGACAGCAAAUGCAUCCCUGCCGGUUGUCCCAGGGGAGCUGCCUGUCCAUACUGCUCCUCAGACACAGGUGACAAUUCCGUGUCUGAAGAGUUAGGAACAGUGUCCCAACUCAACACAGGGUAUGAGUGCCCCAUGGUGUCAUCAAUUGUCAUGGAAAUGUCUGAACCGACUGCCUCUCACUCAAGUCUGCCAAUGUCAAGUUCAUAUUCCUUCACAUCCUUCAAGCCCAGUCCACCGUCUCAGACUCAGAGCCUAGAGUCUACAACUUCCUAGCCCAGAGCAGAGACUGGUACAGCUGUACAGUUAAACGCACACAUACUAAAACACUGAGCUAAGAAUGAAACUGCUAAUUAAACGUUUACCCCACUGAAGCUGGUGUUUAUAUAGAAAUAAUUAUUAGCAUCUCUAUAUAAACAUAAGCACUAUUUACUGGUCUCUACUGCUAUACAUGAGGUUUAAAGCUGGCCUGGACAUGUAAGCUCUUACUAUCAGGUAUCUGUUACCAAAAUAGAAACUUUUAGUUGGCUCAGGACUCAGUGCAAGUGCUCACAGCUUUAGUGGAUUAGAUAUAAGUUUAGUAAAAAAGUCAUUAGCUGUGAAUCUUUAGCACUUUUGUGUUCAUUUCCAAAAUAUAUAACUUGAAGUUAAAUCUUUAUUAUACUAUUUUACCUAAUAUUUAGCAGGAUAUUUACUGUUGUACACUAUAUACACAAAAUAUUUUCUGCAAGUACAUUGUACAAUCAUUGAACAUGGUUUAGUUUAAAACCCACGUGUUUUUCCUGUUGGUUUCUGAAUAGUUUCCAUUGGUCUAGUAAUUCACGUUUGGGAAGUUCUGUCAGGUGUUCUACAUGAUUCAGUCUUUCAGAGGAUAAACUGAGCUGGGUUUGGUUCAGAAAGGGAACAGUAUCAUGCUCUUGACUUUUAUUUUAGUUAUUUAAUGCAGGACUUCAUCUACUAAACAAGCAGAACACCAGUGAAACGUACAUUCUGACUCUCAGUAUUCACGUUAGAUUUUGUAUUAGUUUCAACAUCAGAAACAAUAAGUGGAAUUAUCUUGGAGAUAAAAACUCGGUCUACUUCAUCAAUAAACUUAUUGUUAUAUAAAAUGUGUUGUUUUAAAAUGCAGUUGCAUAUGCAGAACUGCCAUGAGGCCCAAUACCACUGCACUUGUGGUUUCUUCUUAAAACACAUCUGUAUUUUCUUGAAGGUUGUGGCCACUGAAGGCCCAUCUGUCUUUUUACACUCCAUCAAACCUCUUCUUCAAAGCUCUUGCCUAUGCUCCGCUGAUGACGCUCUUCUAACCUCCACCAAAUCUAACGCUCUAUUAGUGUUGGCACCGAUGCUGCCACCCUCAACUACCACUAGCCCAUCAUAUCUAUUUCUGUCUCUGUCUGCAACUCUGUCCCAAGGUUGACUGGGAAUUGUUAAUAGAAGGACCACCUCUUCGUUUCGAGGCAGUGGCAGAAAACAAAGCACUUUAACUCAAAAACCAUCAGGCGCCACAUCGAUAUUGAUUUUCCUGGUGAGACACACUUAUCUAUAUAUUGGCCUCCAUUAGGGCUAACAGAUAGGUUAGGGCAACACUCUAAACAGCAGCAGAUCACCCUUCAAGUAAAGAUAAAAUUGGGCCCAGAGUCAAUUUAUCUUUUAUUACUCCUCAAUUGGGGCAACAGGGGGCAAUAGAGUCAGCAACACUGUAAGUAGCAGAGGCCUUCAGGGUCUUCAGUUUGUUUCUUAUUGCUGGCGUUGACACUACCUUGCCUUUUAUUUUAAACAUGUUCAUACUGAAGUGUUUAUUUCCAAUAUCCUAAAUGUGAACACAACUAAAUUACACAUUGAUCAUAUAAAGCUAGUUUUUUUAUAGUUCUGUUAAAGAACUUGCAAUGUCUGGUAUGCAGUGGGUAUAAAUGUGCUUCACUCAUUAUCUUCUCCGAGGCACUGGCAGCCAAAAUCAAAAACAUGAUCAUAAAAAAAUAAAGGUGUUCUUUCAUUAUUUUAAUUGUAAACAUAAUAGCAAUUUAAUUGACAUUACUAUACCUAUAAAACUACUACUAGCAACAGAAUCAUUAGCUGCUUCGGUAAAAAUUCUUAGAAAGGAAUUGGAUUAGUGAAGAGAAAAAAGUAAUUUGGAAAAAUAUUUACUCACUCACUAUUAUGUGCAUCUGUAUAAUCAAGUGAAAUCCAAUGCAGCAGCUGUAAAUUCCACUUACAGUGUGUUAUAUAAAAAAGUGGUUCUAAUGCUUUGGCCAACCAUUGCAUGAUACAAAUAACAGAAAAAUAAAACUUCCACAAGUAACUGUUUUCUAUUAGUCAGUAUUGUAUUUUUCUGCCAGAUGGGUCUAGCUUUGCUUUAUCGCUCAUGUCUCUAUUCCAGCCCAGAGGACAGCUGAUGAGGGCUAAAGAGGGAAUUAGCUACCCACUCAAAGGCUUUGCUCUGAUCCUUUGGGUCAGUAUUUGGUCCCCACAGCUCUUGAGCAGGACAGAGUAACACUAGUUUGUGAGGAUUUGAAAAGAUUUAAAAUCUGAAGGGGAGGGGGUCUAAUGCAUGUGCUGGACGUAGACAUGAGCCUGAAUGUAUGGGCGCGCCACAGAGGACAGAAAAUCUCAUGGUAGUCUUUUUGGAGAAAACAUUCUGAGUACAUUGACUUUAAUCUGUGAACUAUGCCUUUUAAUUCUACCACUCCUGCAAAAAAGUUGAAUCCAUAAAGCUCAUAUAAAACCCAAAAUGUAUGUUGCCAUAUUACAUAAAAGAUUUACAAAUU